This is a messenger RNA of Melopsittacus undulatus (budgerigar), 2738 nucleotides long. Its product is annotated as inter-alpha-trypsin inhibitor heavy chain 4. Gene Ontology annotation, biological process: hyaluronan metabolic process. Bases 1 to 2598 code for a protein of 865 amino acids. Gene Ontology annotation, molecular function: serine-type endopeptidase inhibitor activity. The transcript is spliced from 21 exons. The record is from RefSeq and is a predicted model, not a curated record. Lineage: Eukaryota; Metazoa; Chordata; Aves; Psittaciformes; Psittaculidae.
AUGGAGGAGAGAACAUUGCUCGCAUUGAUGGUCUUUUCUUCACUCGUAGUAUUAGAAGAAACUAUUGCUCAAAAGCAUGCUAUUGAAAUCUACAGCCUCCACGUGGACUGUAAGGUCACAUCACGAUUUGCUCACACCCUCAUCACCAGCAAAAUUGUCAACCGAGCUAAUGAGACCAGAGAGGCCACCUUUGAAGUGGAGUUACCCAAGACAGCCUUCAUCACCAACUUCUCCAUGUCCAUCGAUGGUAAAGUAUACCCAGGAAUAAUAAAGGAAAAAGCUUCUGCUCAAAAGGAAUAUGACACCGCAGUCUCACACGGGCAGAGCGCUGGCCUUGUCAAAAUCACAGACAGAAAGCUGGAGCAGUUUCACGUGUCCGUCAGCAUCGCAGCUGCCAGCAAAGUCACUUUUGAGCUGACAUAUGAGGAGCUGUUGAAGCGGCAGCUGGGGAAGUUCGAGCUGCUCAUCAAGGUCCGACCAAAGCAGCUUGUUAAGCACUUCCAGAUUGAUGUGCACAUCUUCGAGCCACAGGGCAUACGAUUCUUGGAGACAGACAGCACGUUCAUGACAAAUGAGUUAACUAAGGCGCUCACCAAAGUGCAGAACGAAACCAAGGCUCGUAUUUUAUUUAAGCCAACUGUAGAUCAACAGAAGAUAAAUCCUGAAUUUGAUGAAACCCUCCUCAAUGGUGAUUUUGUUGUGCGUUACGAUGUUAAGAGAGAUGCCACUGCAGGUGAUAUACAGAUUGUCAAUGGGUAUUUUGUGCAUUAUUUUGCACCCCAAGAAAUGCCGGUGUUUCCCAAAAAUGUCAUCUUUGUUAUAGAUCGAAGUGGUUCUAUGGCAGGCAGAAAAAUUGAACAGACUAGGGAUGCUCUGCUGAAGAUUUUACAAGACCUCCGCCCAGAAGAUCAUUUCAGCUUUAUCACCUUUAACAGCAAAGUGGUGGAGUGGAAGAGCUCUUUGCUGCCAGCCACUGCAGAGAAUGUGGCGAGUGCUGCAGGAUUUGUGCGAACUCUUUCUGCUAGUGGAGGCACAGAUAUCAAUCAUGCCCUGCUGACUGCUGUGAGUGGGCUGGAGAAAGCUGAGGGGCUGCCGGAACGGAGUGUCUCCAUGAUAAUUUUGCUGACAGAUGGCCAGCCCACUUCUGGUGAGAGUAAUGUAGAAGUUAUUCAAGAAAACAUUCAGAAAGCAGUCAAUGGGAAAUAUGCUCUCUUCUGCCUUGGCUUCGGGUUUGAUGUCAGUUAUAAGUUCCUGGAGAAAAUGGCCCUAAGCAAUGGGGGAAUAGCGCGUCGUAUAUAUGAAAAUGCUGAUGCAGCCUUGCAGCUCCAGGGGUUUUAUCAAGAGGUGGCUACCCCAAUAUUAAAGAAAAUUGAAAUGCAGUAUCCAGAAAAUGCCAUUGAGGGAUUAACAAAGAAUGAUUUCAAGCUGUUUUUUGAAGGAUCUGAAAUUGUUGUAUCUGGGAAAAUCAGCAAUGAGCUUGAUCUUUUGCCAGUAGAAAUUAAAGCUCAGUCACAUUCUAGUAACUUGACUCUUAAAGAAGAAGCAAAUGUCAAAGAGAAGGAGCAAGUAUUUCAACAUCAAAGUUACAUCUUUGGAAAUUUCAUAGAGAGACUGUGGGCUUACUUAACCAUUCAGCAGCUGCUGGAAAAAUCUAUUUCAGCACAAGAAGAGGACCAGAAAACCCUGGAGGCUCAAGCUUUAGAGCUGUCUCUGCGAUACAGCUUUGUUACACCCCUCACUUCCAUGGUGGUCACCAAACCAGCUGACCAAGGGCAGACAGACCUGGCAAACAAACCCACUGAAGCUGAUAAUGAGAAGCGCAACAGUGUUCCAGUAGGAGAUGCUUACAAGCUGAAGAGUGCAUCACUUCCUGGUCGAUGGCGCUCUGAGCCCCCAUCUGGCAGCAACAAGAAGCUGUUGUCAGUAGGUAGUUAUUCACAGUUGCGUGCAAGAGGAGCUGGGGUGGUCAACGUACAUUCACCGCUUCUCUUCCAAUUACCCAAGCAAAAUGAAAUAGCCUGUUUAAAUACUGACGGAAAAGCCCAGCCCUCUGUCCACCUGCUGUCAGAUCCGGAGCAAGGACUCACUCUGACGGGGAAACUUGGAGACAGAACAAAUCACUUUGUGCAGUUUGAAAUCAACUAUGUGAAUCCCCCCGCCCAAAUCCACGUCUCUACGAAUGCAAUUGUCCUGCACCACAAUAAUGAGAGCACUUGGCUGCCAUGGACAGAGUCAGCCACCUCCACUAUCCAGGGGCUGAGCAUCUCAGUUGAAAAGGAAAGGAGCGUUACAGCAUCACUGUCUGAUACAGUCACGGUAAAAAUUUCCCUUAUAAAGUUUCCAGAGGAUUUCCUUGGGCUGCAUUUCUUGAACACUGACCGUUUUUCUGACAAAGUCAGUGGAGCUCUGGGUAAAUUUUAUUCAAAAGCACAAUCUGAGAAUAAUUCCAACAUGAAUCAGAGAGCUGAUGAAAGACUCUUCAGUGGACUUCAGCAAGGUUUUAGACACCGUCUCCCUUGGCAUCCCCCUGGACAAGCUCAGGAAGUGCCAGCUGGACAAACGGAUUGUGAGGCAGUACAAGAACGAUUAGAGCCUUGAGUCAGCCAGUGGACCUGUUUCCUGCUGGUCAAUAGAUCUAACUCCCUAGAGAAGAGUAUUCUGGGAAAGAAAACUAUGCAAAUAAUGCUCUUCCAAAUACUUUUUCUCAUGAAGAAAACCACACAGUUAAAGCCUUACCU